AGCAAUUCCUCAAUUGUGGGGCGGAUGCUGCCGAUUUGGAAGAGCUUCUGAAAGGGAGUUGUGGAACGAAUGUAUACGUCAUAUACAAAUUACUGAUUGGGUGAGAGAUGCAGGUUCAACGCGCUUGCCCUGCAUCUGCAACCACAAGUCAAGGAGGCUGGCGAUAACAGAAGACGCUUCCACGCUCGUUGCACCUUUGUACGUUAGUUCCAGUCGCUGUGCAUUCGAUUUUUCGAGGCAGACAAGAUGUCAGGCACAGACAAAGCGCCGGCGAUGCGCGUUGCGGUCAUUGGCGCAGGUCCUGGAGGGUUAACAACACUCAAGACGUUACUCGAGGCAUCUACGCCCGCGCGGCCGAUCGAGGCUGUACUUUUCGAAGCUGAAGAAGGUAUAGGAGGUACUUUCCAGUAUCGGUCGUAUGAAAACGCAGAGCUGGUCUCGUCGAAGCAAUUAACAACCUUCUCUGAUCAUCGGUUCCCUCUUUCUGCUCCAGAUCACAUCUCUCUGCCUCAAUAUGUCGAAUACCUUCGAUCAUACGUGGAUCGCUUUGCGCUUGCUCCUCUUAUCACGCUUGGGUGUCCAGUGACUAGCAUCGCACCGCUGGAAAAGUCCUCUAACUCCAAAUGGAAACAUCGAGUCAAGUAUGUGGACAAGAAGAAUGACAACAAAGAGCGUACUUUCGACUGCUCCCAUGUCGCCAUCUGCACAGGCCUUCAUGUAGAGCCGAAUGUACCAUCCAUACCUGGCAUUGAGCACCUUAAAGGACAAGCCUUUCACUCGUCGCAAUACAAGGGGCGCGCUCAGCUCACAGGUCAAGACGUGCUGAUCAUGGGUUGUGGAGAGACGGGCAUGGAUGUUGCCUAUGAGGCUAUCAAAGCUGACGCCAAAUCGGUCACAAUGUGCUUUAGGACCGGUUUCCUCUCCUUUCCCAAAGCCCUCUCCCGCUUCAAGAUUUUUGGCAAAGAGUUCAAAGGUGGUCUGCCGAUCGAUGGACUCAUCACCAACUUGUUUGAAACUGCUUACGUCCAUAGCGCGGUUGCUGCAAGUCGCAUGCGCUGGUUCGUGUCUGACUUCGUUAUCAAGCGUGUGCUGUGGUUCCUCACAGGUACACAAGCUGGUAUGAACCAGCACGUUGGUGCUCUGCCUCACGACCGCUUAGGCAGAGCGUUCGUUUUCCUGAACAAGAGUAGUAAAGCAAUGCCUUACCUGAAUCGCCCGUACCAGGAGAAGCACCCUCUCGGCUUUCUGGGCAACGGCUACGUAGAUCCUCCGGAGGAUGCGCAGUCGAAGAGAUGGGUGGACACAUGUACGUUCCCAGAACGCAUUGAUGAAACUGGAAGAGUCGUCUUCCAAAAGAACACGGAACGCAAGGACUGGCGGCGGAUGAAGGACGCUGAAGUCAGGCCAACUUGUGUGGUAUACUGCACUGGCUACAAGCAGUCGUUCUCAUACCUCGAUCCUUCGUACAGUACUGCUUCGGAUGCCACGGUCCGCAACAUCGUCGCUCCCAACGAGCCAAGCGUUGCAUUCAUUGGCUUCGUUCGCCCAGGUGUAGGCGCUAUCCCACCUAUCGCCGAACAGCAAGCGAUGUGGUGGACAGCAUUGAUGACCGGACGCAUGAAGAUGCCAACCGAUACUCCACACUACCACCUUCUUGCGCCCAGCACCGCACGGAUCCGGUAUGGAGUCGAUCACAGCGCAUACAUGAGCACUCUUGCAAAAGAUUUUGGUGGAGCACCUGGCUUAGUUGAGCUGUGGCGCACUUAUGGGUUGAAGGUGCUGCUCAUCUAUUGCUUCGGCGCCAGUUUUGUUACGUUCUACAGGCUCACUGGGCCUUUUAAGAGCGAGGCUGCGCCUGGGAUAGCAAAAACGGAGUUGGCUGAGACCAUCAUGCGAAGGGGUCUACUCGGCAACCUCUUCUUCGGACUGAUACCCAUGAUCUUCUAUGGUCUCAUCAACGCCGCUGCUUUGCUCCUCGAAACACUCCACCUCCUGCCGCGCGAAAAGGCUGCUAUAUAGAGUCCAUGUAAUCUUUAGUCAAGAAGCAAGUUAUAGCGCUGUUUUCGAUGCUCUUAUCUCGAUCACGACCCGUGACCUAACGCCAGUUGAUGAAGCUUGCCGAGCAG
Messenger RNA from Macroventuria anomochaeta, 2126 nucleotides. Its product is annotated as dimethylaniline monooxygenase. Bases 247 to 2019 code for a protein of 590 amino acids. The transcript is spliced from 6 exons. The record is from RefSeq and is a predicted model, not a curated record. NCBI's taxonomy places the organism in Eukaryota, Fungi, Ascomycota, Dothideomycetes, Pleosporales, Didymellaceae. Gene Ontology annotation, molecular function: NADP binding; N,N-dimethylaniline monooxygenase activity; flavin adenine dinucleotide binding.